UACUCUUUCUGCUUCGUUAAUACUUGUCUCUCUCACUUAUUUCCUUGCAAUUCCAGUUGUUUUACGAAAAAUGGCCAAUUCUGAUUCUCCAAGUGAUAUGGAUCCAAGUGGCUUAACAUACUUUGAUUACGAGUUAAAUAUCCCUUCCCAAAAUAUAUUACCUAUUAGCCUACGAUUCCAUGCCUUAGCUGAUCUGCUGCUAGACUAUAACACUCUAACCCCUAUUCUUCAUGAAAUUUCUACCCUAUGGAAUACCAGUGCUCUUCAAGCUGUGGCAGAAGAUAAUGGUGGACUAUUACAUCUUUUUGUGGCCACAAGCGAGCAUGUACAACAGCCGGACUUCAUGGAUUUUGUGAGCGCUACAAGUGCAACAGGAAUAUUCGUGCUGCGCUACAAUCAAUUAGUAUUGCCAUUGCGUUCUUGGCGGUUCAGUGUUGGAUAUGAAGUAACUGGAACUUCAUACUUCAAAUUCAAGGUAUAUACAAUAGAUGAUGGGACAAUCAGUGAGUCUGAGAUUGCUCACAUAUUUUCACAAGAUUUGACGCAGACACAUAAUUUUGGUUUCUUUCAAGGUAUAAUGCAGUUGGAAGGGGAAAUUCGGCUUCUUGUUGGGACUCCUGAUCAGCUGAGCAAUCCGUUGGUGAUUGAUGGAAUACGUAAUUUUCAUAAAAAAUUGCGUACUUAUACUUAUCACGGUCAAUAUCGUGAAAGUAAUUCUGGAAUUAGCGAUGAAGAGGCUGCACAGAUUUUGGGAUCGCCCACGUGGUGGAGUGAAGGAUUAGAAGAGGGUGCAGAUGAUGACGAAGUAAUUUGCGCAAUUUGCCUCGACUCAAUUGAAAGAGGCGUGGAAGUAAAAGGUUUGGAAUGCAAGCAUGUGUAUCAUUAUGCAUGCAUUCUGCGCUCAACUAAAAGAAAGGCGCAGUGCCCCUUAUGCCGUGCCAGUUACGAUUACAGGACAGGCCAACCAGAAUAGAAAUUCUCUGCAUUCUAAAAUUUCUAGUUCUUUCAAUAUAUUAUCAUGUAAAACCAAAAAAGAAAAAGUAUGUUAUUUCUGUAGGUUUUCCCAAAACUAUCGAUUCUAUAUGCAAAAUGUAUAUCUUUGUAAAUAUUUUUCUGCAUAUCUUUGUGCUUCGUUAAUGUUGCUCUGUCUCUCUGAGUUAC
Messenger RNA from Cryptomeria japonica (Japanese cedar), 1161 nucleotides. RefSeq lists its product as uncharacterized. The record is from RefSeq and is a predicted model, not a curated record. Gene Ontology annotation, biological process: protein ubiquitination. Bases 71 to 973 code for a protein of 300 amino acids. Lineage: Eukaryota; Viridiplantae; Streptophyta; Pinopsida; Cupressales; Cupressaceae. The transcript has a single exon. Gene Ontology annotation, molecular function: ubiquitin protein ligase activity.